Messenger RNA from Drosophila navojoa, 2647 nucleotides. RefSeq lists its product as uncharacterized. The record is from RefSeq and is a predicted model, not a curated record. Lineage: Eukaryota; Metazoa; Arthropoda; Insecta; Diptera; Drosophilidae.
GUGUGCGUGUGUGUGUGUGUGUGCGCACUUGGGAAUCGAACCAAGAGGCUCAAAUUUAUUAUGAUGGAUAUUUAGUAACAGCAUCGAUAAGUCAGCCGAAACCAGAGAUUGCCGCAUAGAAAUGAAUGUCAACGCAUUUUAAGUGCGCUCAGCAUUCGCGCCCUCAUAAAAGAAUCAAGAUUCCGGCCCGGAACGUGACUUUUGGCGCAAGUAAAUUGAAGCCACAGCGCGAUAAAAACUGCAAUGCCAACCUGAGCGAAAUUUGUUCGCGCAAUCAAACAGAUAAAAGAUAUAUAUAUAUACAUAUCUAUAUAUAUAAGAAGUCAGUGUCCAUGGCGGGCACUUCAGCUGCAUCGAGAAUAAACGCAGCCAUGCGACAUCAUCAUCUGCUUCAUCUGCCCAGCUCAACCAUUUGGAUGCUGCUGCUGCUGCUGGCGCUGCUCGCCGCUGCAGCAACGGCGGCGCCGACGUCAACGCCGACUGCAGAUCGGCGGCGCUGCGCACACAAAGGCAUUGUGGAGCUGAUUCGCACCAGCCCGGUAAUUGUUAAAGCUCUCGCCGCGCGCAUCUUUACGGACGCCGAGCUGGCCGAGCAGCCGCUGGCCUCGGCCUUCGCGACGCAGUCGUCCUCCAUUUUAAUAACAUUAACGCCGGAAACGAUAUACAAAGGCGCUUCGCUGCUCAAAAUGGCCAACGGAGCUGCCGCCGCUGCUGCCGCUGCCGCAGCCGCUGCUGAGGCAAGCGAUGGCAGCCUGGGAAACGAUGCAGCUUCCGGAGGGACUCGGCGCAGCGGCAGCGUCAGCGGCUCCAGUGCUUGGAGCGACAGCGGCGCUGCCUACCAAUAUGAGGGGCAACUGAAUGCCACACUAGAGCCGCUGCAUUGCUUCGAUGCUAAUAUGCUGAAAAUGUUGCCUACGGAAUUAAUUGCUUUUGGCAAAUUACUGCCUGCCUCAGCGGUAACCAACAGCUCGGACUCUCCCCUUGAGUCCAGGCAAUUGCAACGGCCCGAGCUGGGAUCAGGUUUAGAUGUGGGCAGCGAUAAGGAUGUGCUUCGCAUCAGCGUCAACGGACUGCAUCGUUGGACGCCCCAAUUUGAGAAUCAUAUCUGGAAGCACUUAGGCUGGGACGAUUGGAGCGAUUUUACGCUUUGCAGUGUCACCUGCGGCAAAGGUGUGCAGCAGCGUUUCCGUCGCUGUCUGCUGGACAAUCCACUGGUGGGCAUCAGCAUGAAUAUGAAUCUGAAUCUAGAUGACGAGGAUGACGAGGACGAUGACGGUGAUGACGAGGUUGGACAGGAUGAAAGCGUGGGGCAGAGGCAGCUUGAUGUGGAUGACGCUGAAGUAGCUGCUGACGAGGCGAAUAAUGAUGUGCCAGGGGUGAUGGGCACGGCAGCAACGGCAGCAACGGCAGCCGCAUUCAAUGCUGAUAAUAAUGAAGUGCUCAGCCAGGACAUGGACGGGACUGAGGAUGCGCUACUGAUGAUGAUGCAACCAGCAGCUGUUGCAGCUGCUUCUACAACGAGCACACUGAUGCAUAAAAGCACACAGUCAACGAUAACAGCAACGGCAGCAGCAGCAGCAGCAGCAACUGGGUUAACAAGCGACGGUAAUGAAGCGACGCGCACAGGUGUCAGCUUUGUGCCAGUUGCACGUAAUGACCGUCGCAGGACACGUGCAAAUAAUCAGCACAAAAAACGCAAGGCUACCAAAAGCAUAGCGCUCUCCACGCUACUCUGCGAGGGCUACAACAUCGAGCAGCGCAACUGCAACAGUUUCGAGUGCAGCGACGACAUUAGCGAUCUGCUCAAGUUCUACAAGAAGCUGCCCGCGUCCAAUGCUGACGAAUUGUCAUCUGUGGCCAGCAACGACAGUUUGCCCAUGGCUGAUGUGCCGGACGUAACGACAGCCUUUUCCGUGGGUUCAUCCUCGUCUUCCACACCUUCGAACAUGGGCUACAUACGCAGCUGGCGGAAUAUGCAAAAUUUUACCCUGAUGAUCACGCUGCGAGCUAAGAAUGAUACGCAAAAUGCAUCGACAAUAUUCUCCAUACGCAAUGUCACACACAAUCUGUAUCUGGAGGCGUGCAAGGAUGGACUGCGUCUAUAUUUGGAGCGCGACAACACAACGGAAAUGUUGCCGGUGAAAUUCAAUUUAUAUGAUUAUCGCUGGCAUCAAGUAGCCAUCAGCAUACAAAAUGGCGAUUUCAUAUCGAUUUACGUCGAUUGCUUGUGGACAAACAGUUUUGUUGUCUCGAAGCGACUGUUCACGCUGCCCCUGGACGCGGAUGUGGAAAUUGGACGCGGCUUUAAUGGCGAGCUGCAGCAAUUGCUUGUGCUGCCCGAGCAUCAGGAGCGGCUGCAGUGCAGCAACAAGAGGACAUCGAUUAACGAAGUUAAGCGUUACAUUAUCGACACAUUCAUCGAGGACUAUGCCGGCAAUUAAGGCGCCGUGGCUAACAGCAGCAGCAACAACAACAAGAGAGAGACAACAGUGACCGGAGCAGAAUCAAAUGAAAAUCGUAAAUACAUUUGAUUGGCAAAUACGUGUGUGCAUAUGAAAUGAAUGUUGCAAGAUAUUUGGAAUGCAAUGGCCAGAAAAUGCAGUCUAUAGCAGCUACAUAUACAUAUGCAAAUAAAAACAAAUAUAAA